AGAAGAAGAAGAAGAAGAAGAAGAAGAAGAAGAAGACUCCGAGCUGUCCGACUUCAGGCGAGCUUUUUGAGACAUCCCCCGGCUGCAUUUUAAUCCCAGGUAUCGUCUGGGGGGCACGUAAUCAUCCCACGCAGAUCAUGCCGGAGACGGAACCCCCACUCUGAGUCUCCCACUGCACGGACCACAGCUCGUCCUCCCAGAUCAUCCCUUCACCCCCCUCAUAUCAUUCACAUGUUACUUCAAUAAACUUACAAACAUCACACUGUUGUGGCGUGGUUCCUGCUAGUGAACCAUUGGUCAAUAUACAGUAAUACACCUUAGUUUGGCCGACAGCCAGAGCUAUGGCACUUGAAAUAGAAUUCAGCCAGAACACGGCAGGCAAGUCGGGCAUGUUUGGAAUGAGUCCACAACACUCCUGAUUGGUUCAUAUAUACGUAAUCGAAGAAACCUGCCAAUGAGAACUGUCCGCGCCUGUGGUUCACAUUUGAAACAUCCAUGUCAGUUUCCUGCGAGCUGCAGCUGUCUGUAUGUCUGCUGCAGGAGUUUAUGGAUUCAUAUCGGGAUCGUUUUACAUCUACACGUUAAAUAUGAGCAUCGGGACAUCAACAAAGAACAGAAGACUUGCGAUCUGAGCACCAGUGGACAGUGAGGACUAUGGAAGAGAAGAUGUGAUGGCUUUGUGUGGAAAGCUGCUGAUGCCAGCCUGUGUCCCUCUCAUCAGUCUCUCCAGGCAGCACCCAGCUAUUCUUCCAUCAUGCAGAUGAAAAGACUUUGAUAUCAUCUGGACACAGCAGGAACCUACGCCAGGAUCCUCUUUGUGGACUUCAGCUCUGCCUUCAACACAAACCUCUGGCUGGAGGCUGCGCUCCAUCAGGACCAACACCUCUCUCCAUCAGGACCAAAACCUCUCUCCGAUCAGGAACCAGAAACUCUCUCCAUCAGGAACAGAACCUCCAGAACCUCUCUCCAUCAGGACCAAAACUCUCUCAUCAGGAACAGAACCUCUCUCCAUCAGGACCAAAACCUCUCUCCAUCAGGAAACAGAACCCUCUCUCCAUCAGGACAAACACCUCUCUCCAUCGGACCAACACCCUCUCUCCAUCAGGACCAAACCUCUCGCCACCUAAACAAGGCCCGCCCCCCCCCCCCCCCACUGACACUUUACCUCAGCCACAAAACAGCAAGGCCGUAUGGGGAGACCGUGCCCCGGCCGUACUACGUUCAAAAAACAAAUGCACCCAAAAACCCCUUGUAUCACACCCCUUCCUUAUACAUUCUCUCACCCUUUUUUUAUACACCUCAUCAUUCAGUAGUUUCGCAUUCAAGCACCACAUACCCCCGCCUCUCCCAUUCAUCUUCAGCCCCAUCCUGAGACUAAGAACCAUAUGAUCACUCAACGCUGUGGUCCUAUAUUCAAUCUUUCCAAUCUUUUCAUUCACAGCUUCCGAGCACAGAGCUAAAUCCAUCCUGCUCUGCAUAAGUUUAUCUUUCACCACUCGUCUCCAAGAAGAUUCUCUAACAUCCGGAUUUCUUUCUCUCCACACAUCUAUCAACCCAUUCUCAUUCAUUAUCUUUUUGAGUGCCCCCCUCGAGGAGUCGUUACUAAAACGAGCACCCGCAGGUGCAUCCAACCUUCCACACCGCACAUUGAAGUCUCCCACAAUCAAACAGUCCCCCCCACAUUUACCAUCCAACCCCUCAAAAAAAAUCCUUCUCUCCCUCUUUUUAUUUGGUGCAUACACAUCUAUCAACUUAAAAGUGUCCCCCAUGUAUUCAUACUGUACCCCAAUCAUCCUCCCUUCACCAUCAUCCUCAACCUUCCUUGCAUUCUUCACAUCCCCCGAAUUGAUGAGUAUCGCCACCCCUCUAGCAUGCUCACCCCCAUUAUUUGCAAACACUUCACCCAUCCACUCCUUUUUAACCUCAUCCACACUCUCCCCAUCCCAAUGUGUUUCCUGCAGACAUAUGAUGCUGGCCUCACAUAGACUUAGCGCCCGGCUUCUUCUGAACUUACUUUUUAGACCAUUACUGUUUAGGGAUGAGAUGGAUGCCAUCAAAAGGGAUGUUAUUAUAAUAAACGUCCUUUGCAUCAUUACCUUAAACUGGUUUCUUUCCCGAGCUCCCCCUCUGUCGAACCCGCUCUCCUUUUCUCCACCUCCCUCUCCUUGUCCGCUUUGCGUCUAGCAAUCAGCCCGGCGUUCUCCGCUGAGGUCUUCUUCUCCUCCUCGCGCCUGUUUCUCCUCAUGCCGCGGCCCCUCUGCUCAUCAUUAGGGCUCCCGAAGACCAUGGCGCCCCCCGGGUCCUCCGACAGCUCUCCCUCCUCCAUUCCGGAAGCCUCCGAGAUGUCUUCCACCACUCCAGGACCCCGACACUUCUUUCCCCCUCCGCUGCUCCCUUCGGCGCCUCUGCUGCUUCCGUCGGCGCCUCUGCCGCCCUGCCUGGCACUUUUCUUGCUCUUUCCCACGUUUGGUGCUUUCUCUUCCAUCACCGAAGCCCCCUAGAUGUCCUCCACCACUGGACCUUCAUCUUCGCUGCUGAUCUCAUCAUGGGGUCUUUUCUUUGCCCCCUCCGCCUCGUCGCCUUCCCCCCCGUCUUCCUCAUCCUCCUCGUCUUCCUCCUCUCUCUCUUUCUCUCUCCGCUCUCUCAGCUCCAUACCUGCACUCCUUGGCAUAAUGCCCUUGCUCAUUACACCUGUAGCAUUUAAAGUCUGGGCAUUCUCUGAAGAUGUGACCCGGCUUUAUACAUAACCUGCACACUGGAACCUGGCCAUUGUGCAGGACCCGGAAGUACUCCGCCCCCUUCGCCGUGUCGAACUUCAUGGAAUACGGUAGGGAGCGGACCUUAUUAUUAAACCUCACUCUCAGGAACCCGGUGCCGUCUACAAUGUCCGAGUCUGGCCACACUCUUUUUUUUAUGUCCGAGAUGGGCUUAACUCCCCACUCCUCAAGCCUAUUUAAUAUCGUUUUAUCCAGCAAAUAGACAGGCAGAUGCAGGAACGAGACGGUCACAUCAGUGCUCAUAAUGUUUUUUGCGUGUACCGCGGCCCCGUUCACUCUCAGCCCCUCCAUAAGUUUCAUUUUCCCCAGGAUGGUCCUCAUCGUUACUUCAUACUGUUCUCCCGUCACUCUACAUCCAUCCACUGCCCCACACUGUUUCUGUAUUCCUUUAAGCAGGUCCAUCAUAGACAGUGACCCUUCCACAACUACUUCCACAGUUAAUUCCACACUGUACCUCGUACUCUCCAUCUGCCCCUCUUUUCCUUCCCCUCCCGCUUUCUUGCCUUGUUCUUGCUCUUCUUCUUUGUCCUUCCUUUCGUCCGCCUUAUCACUUGCCCUUCCGCCUUCCAUGUUCGGCACCUCAGCAGUCCUGUCCACUCCAGCCGCAGUUGCCAUCAAAACUCUCGUCGCACCAGAUCACAGCACCGGGGGGGGCCCAAACGGCAAGGCCGUUUGGGGAGGCCGUGCACUCAAUCUUGCACUGAACCAUGCAGCCAAGAGAAAGGUUAUCUGAAACUGCCGGCAAAACUUUUAUAACUUACAUUUUACCGAUCACCGGUCAUGUGAUCACGUCACGUGACAAUGACGUCACAUUCCCACACAUAUAUAAAGAAGCAGCCUGUCACUUGAAGCUUCACAAUCUCCAUCAACGGUUCAGUGCAACUUCAACAGACAGAGACGGUGACAUCAUCAUCAUGCUGGUUUUCCUCUUCCUGUUGGGCCUGGCUCUGGGUGCUGUGUCUUCUUCAGAUGACCCUGAAAUGGUGCUUGAGCGUAGCAGCUGUCCCUCAUUCUGGUUCUCCUUCAACGGCCGCUGCUACAAGUACAUCGCCACAAAGAUGACCUGGGCUGAUGCAGAGCUCCACUGUCUGUCCCAGGGAGGCAACCUAGUGUCUAUCCACGGUAAAGGAGAAGAUAAUUUUGUCAAACUCCUGAUCAAAAACUUUGACCUUGCUCAGGGACCAACAUGGAUCGGACUCAGUGACAUCCACAAAGAAGGAAGUUGGAUGUGGUCUGAUGGGUGUGUAGCCAAGUUUUUCUCUUGGAAAAAAGGAGAACCAAACAACCGAAAAGGUGAAGACUGUGUACACAACAACUGGUCAGGGAUGUGGAAUGAUAGGAGGUGUUCAACAACUCUUCCCUCAGUUUGUGCAUCUCGCACAACUUGUCCUUAGCAACUGAGAUGUUACGUAUUCACCUGUUUUGUUAACAUGCCUUUGACAACAAUAAAGACACAGAUGUACACUUGUAUAUGUGUGUGAA
Molecule: messenger RNA, 4259 nt
Organism: Gymnodraco acuticeps
Lineage: Eukaryota; Metazoa; Chordata; Actinopteri; Perciformes; Bathydraconidae
Product: lactose-binding lectin l-2-like
Exons: 3
Coding region: 3485-4171 (228 amino acids)
Source: RefSeq, a predicted model, not a curated record